GUACCUCCUUUCCCGGUCGCUGGUCGGUCUUUUCAGGUUCCUACCUCCUAGAUCCUUGGCCAUUACAAACUCGCCAACACGAGCCGCCUCUCUCGCCCUCUCUCUGGCCGCAGCAAUGGCGUCGCUUCGACUUCCUCUCCUCCUCUCAUUGCUUCUUCAUUCCAUUCUACUGAUGGAACACCGAGUUCGAUGCGAUGAUGAGGAGGAAAAACUUCUUCAAGGCAUUAAUGCCUACCGUGCAUCCUUGAACUUGACAGCCCUAGCAAAGAAUGACAAUGCAGAGUGCCUUGCCAGUAAAAUGGCCGAUGAGUUCAAGAAUCAAGCCUGUACGAACACCACGGGCGCCAACACAGUACCUGGGACAGAACCUCUGUUUGCCAACUAUCCAAGCCUCUUAGACAAAUGCCAUUUGAAUGUGAACAACACUAGGGAUGGGGCUGUAUUGCCAGCUUGUGUUCCUAACCUGGAUCCAAGUCUUGUCCUAUCGAACUUCACCCAGUCUCAGUAUUCUCAGUAUCUCAACGACACUCAGUUUAUAGGAUUGGGGAUUGGCUCUGAUGGCAACUGGAUUGUUGUUGUUUUGACAAAAAACACAUCCGGGGGAAGCUUUGUAACUGAAACUGCAGAUAACUCUGCUUCCAAGUUUGGGUUCAUCCACCAUUCACUGUUUUUGUUGAUAGGUUCUUUGUUCUUGUGAACUGAAAUGAGUGAUGGUCUUUUCUUGACAAUUCUUGUUUUCUGUAUGUUAGUAAUCGAAGGCCACAUUAAUAUACAUUUAAAGGUCAUGAUUUUCUUUGUUCGGAUGAAAACUUGAGACGGUGUAAUUACCAAAUACAACUUGAUGAAAUAAUGAUCUUUUUCUUGUA
Molecule: messenger RNA, 866 nt
Organism: Malania oleifera
Lineage: Eukaryota; Viridiplantae; Streptophyta; Magnoliopsida; Santalales; Ximeniaceae
Exons: 2
Coding region: 116-697 (193 amino acids)
Source: RefSeq, a predicted model, not a curated record